AUGCAGCUGAAGGGAAGAAGGAGGAGCAGGAAAAGAAGCAGCUUUGAAAGGGCCCAGGUCCAUGGACUCCGAAGAGGCCAGUGGCAGUACCUGUCACUCAGGAACCAGAAGCCUCAGGGAGACUCCUGGGAUGAAGAGCAGAACACAGAUACUUCUGAGAUUCCACAUGGAGAAGGAAGCCACGAGGGGCCUGGAAAAGGGUGUGGCGAGCAGGAGCCUGUGGGCAGCAUUGAACCGAUAGCACCUGGAUUGGGAGCUUGUAGACACUACCAGGAAGAGCUGGAAGAGAUCUGGGACCUGACUUCACCUCUGCAAAGCCUGGUCCCUCCUCUGGUCCCCAUCGUCCAGCGUGGGCCCAGCAGUGGGGGCUCAGGGCACAGAGUGGCCUCCAGAACUCAGAAGAGUGGGGCACAGAGUGGGGACCUUGAGCCUGGCUGCUGCUUGGUUCUCUUAGGGGCACCAAGAGGUCACUCUUUGGGUCUUGGUCUUGACUUUUCUCAUUGAGGCUACCAGGCAGCAGUGGUCGAUGUCCAAGCCUAUGGAAAUGGCUUCAGAAGGAGGACAAUGCCCUUUCCUCCACCCAUUCCUGGCCCCCAAAACUGGCCACCCUGGGAGCAACACCUGCCACCUUCCAUGACCCCAUCAUUCCCUCCUGGUGGCACUCAGCUGCUGCCAGCUUUUCCAAGGACACCUUUGGUGCCCAAUGCUGGCCAUGGCCCCAGUGCCCCUGGGGCUUGCAACAUCAUUGUCCAAGUCAGGUCAAAAGGAAGGCCAGUGGAGCACCCGCAGACUCAGACCUUUGUCCUUACUCAGGCUCCCCUCAACUGGAGCACUCCAGGGCCCCUCAGCAGGAGUACUUCAUGUCCUGUCCCCCUAUUCUUAACAACCCCUGCGAUGGAGACCAUUGUGACUGCCCCAGCUGUUGGAGUAGCUCAGUCUGGCAAGGGAAGCUGGACCCCAGGCUUUCUACCUCAAGCUCCACUACCAGCUGCCCAGCUGGCCCCCAUCAUUCCCCAAGUGAACUUGGGGCCACAGUCACAUGGCACUUCCAGGGAGGGCAGCCUGGCCACCAACCAGUCCAAGGCCUCGCAGGACUCCUGUAACCCCAAGAGCGUGUAUGAGAACUUCCGAUGUUGGCAGCGCUUCAAGUCUCUGGCCCGGAGACACCUUCCCCAGAGUCCUGAUGCUGAAGCUCUUUCCUGCUUUCUCAUCCCAGUGCUUCGGUCCCUGGCUCGCCUGAAGCCCACCAUGACGCUGGAGGAGGGACUGUGGCGGGCUGUGCAGGAAUGGCAGCACAGAAGCAACUUUGACCGGAUGAUCUACUAUGAGAUGGCCAGAAAGUUCAUGGAAUUUGAGGCAGAGGAGGUGAUGCAGAUUCAGAAGUUACAGUGGAUGCAGGGGGUGCAAGGCCUGCCUCCUCCAGUCCCACCGAAGCUAGAUCCUCAGGGGUCCUCAGCCCCGACAAUGUGCCCUCAGCCAGGCACCCAUGUUCCCACUGGAGUUCAAAGCAAAGCCAGUGCUCCCCGGAAGGCCGGGCCCCGGGCCCAUCCCACCCGCUCGCAGCCACACAGAGCCCAGCGGCACCCGGGGACCAAGGCCCCCGAGGAGAUUCCCCCUGAGGCUGUGAGAGAGUAUGUGAACAUCAUGGAGGUGCUGGUGGGGCCCAUCCACUCAGCCACGGGCAAGUCAGAGGCAGAAUGUGGAAAGGAUGAGGAUGAGCUGAAGCAGGAAGAGGACGGGACCUAUGCAGACCCGGAUCUCCUGAGCUACAUUGACAAGCUGUGUUCCCAGGAAGAGUUCGUCACCAAGGUAGAGGCAAUCAUUCACCCUCGAUUCCUGGCAGACUUGCUUUCCCCAGAACCACAACUGGAUCCCUUGGCACUAGCUGAGGAGCUGGAACAGGAGGAAGGCCUCACCCCUGAGGAGCUGGUGCAGAAACGACUCCUGGCCUUGAAGGAAGACAAGGGAGUGCGGACACCCAGCAGUCAAAGUGUACCCGAAGUGGACUCAAGUCCUUCUGAGUCUGACGCCAGCAAAGAUGCCCAGAGAUAUGAUCAAGGCCCCCAGCUAGGGGUCAGACAUGAAGCCUGCCCACCAGAGGUUGAUUUCGAGGCUGUUCACAGGUUCAGCCAAGCAAACACUGGCCUAUCCAGGGCCAAAGACCUUGUUCCCUCUCCGGGACAGCAGGAGUUGCCUCCAUUCCAGCCAGGACAACCCUCCCCUCCCCAGGGUCAGAGGUGCACUGGCCCUCAGCCAGGACCCAGGGAUACCUCAGUUCUCAGAAAGGCCUUUCCAAUUCUGGGGGCCCGAGGGCCCAGGGACGGGUCCAGCGAGGAUGAGGAGGAGCUCCCCAGCUUGGCCUUUCUCUUGGCCUCGCAGCACAGCCUGCUGCCCUGGAGGCUGUCCCAGAGUCCUGUCCCUGCCUCAGGCCAGGCCCCCUCCUCUCAGAGAAUAGGCCUCAGCCCAGCUCCUCUGGCUGCUGCCAAGUCUAGGAAGCAGGCUCUGUGUGGAGGCUCAGCUGCUGUUGAGAUGCUGCCUGGCCUGGGGGCUGGGCUCGAGGUCUCUGAGAGCCCAGCCCUGGCUCUGGGACUGGUUCGCCCCUCACAGCUAAGAAAGAGAAAGUGUGACCCAUUUGUCACAGGAAGGAAGAGGAAUCGGCUCUGCAGCCAGUAG
Messenger RNA from Bubalus bubalis (water buffalo), 2673 nucleotides. RefSeq names its product NUT family member 2G. The record is from RefSeq and is a predicted model, not a curated record. The transcript is spliced from 11 exons. NCBI's taxonomy places the organism in Eukaryota, Metazoa, Chordata, Mammalia, Artiodactyla, Bovidae.